AAGAAGUAAACAAAAAACCAAUAUACAGAGAAAUUGACCUACAAAAGCGAUCGGAACACCCUCGAAAAGUUCAAAAUCUCAUAUAUAUAAUAUGUUCAUCAAAGUUACCUAGACAAGCGUCUGGAAGAAGCAGAAGACGAUGAUGCAGUAUCUAGUCCCAGAACCAAAAACAAAAGAGAUUGUGUUCGAGAAAGUGUUAUCAUGUGAUGGUUCAACAACUCUAGGAGAAGUCAAAAACUUAAGCUCCAUGCGUAAAGCAGUGGAGGAAUCUGUUAACAGAAGCAGCAACGCCACUAAUGCUAUUGCAAGAGAGAUGACCAGGGGACUUGCUUCUUCCUGUGAGCAGGAUCUCGAUAAACUUGGACAAUACCUUCCCUUACUCUUCAACUUAGUGCAUCACGCUGACAAGAUUAAACAUGUUCCUGGUCUUAAGAUAAGAUGGAGUAGUGGAUUGAUCUCUCAGACCUUGAUUCAGCGCAGGUGUCCCAAGUUCUUCCAAGUCGAUAACAUAAUGUUCGAGCUUGGAAUGGUACUUUACUUUUACGCAAUCAAGCUUCGUGAGAGAGCCAUGGAAUUAGUAUCCACAGAUGUUAAGAACUCAGUCACACUUUCCCGAGAAGCAUCUGGAGUAUUCCAUCAUCUUUCUCAUGAGCUUCUUCCUUCAUUGCUACCUUCUUUGCCUCAAGGGAAGCUUCCUGAACUAACUCCUUCACUUUGCUCCUCUUUAAGUCUCCUCUGUUUAGCUGAAGGUCAGGCUGUAACUACAAAGAACGCUGAAGAAAGCGGCAAAAGCGCAAGCCUAUUGUCAAAACUUCAUUAUGGUACUACACAGUUGCUUUCUGAAGCCUCUGCUCAUUUGUCAUCUAGUGCUAAUGGAGAGUGUAAAGACCUAUCGUCUCGCUUUCUGGAAUAUGUAUCAACAAUGAGAGCUUUACACGAGCUAAAGAGCCAAAAACACUUAGCGAUAGUGCUUGAAUCAGAAGAGAGAGUAGGUGAAGCAGUUGGUGUUCUCCGGCGUGCAUUAGCAGCGGCUAGGAGGAGUAUGCCGUCAAAAGAAGACAAGUGGAUAACCAUAUUCAAGAACGAGAGAGAUGAAGUAAUCAAAAAUAUGGUCAAGUAUGAGAAGCUAAACGAUUUCAUGUUACAGAGGACUCCAGUAGAGACAGAGUUACCUUUUCCAAAAGGUGAAUCGAUUGUUAAACUCAUUCCUUACAUUCCCACAAGAUGGGAACAAGAGCUUCGGUUUAAGUAGAAGAUUUAAUCAACUAUACUCUCUCCUUUUGGGCUGGGAUAACUGUGUGCCGUAUCUUACUAUUUUUUGUUUGGCCUUCUGAGGUAUGAAGAACAGAUUAAGUUGUGUAAUAGACUAAUUAAGUUCUAU
This is a messenger RNA of Raphanus sativus (radish), 1381 nucleotides long. RefSeq lists its product as uncharacterized. NCBI's taxonomy places the organism in Eukaryota, Viridiplantae, Streptophyta, Magnoliopsida, Brassicales, Brassicaceae. The coding region runs from base 140 to 1252 and encodes 370 amino acids. The transcript is spliced from 7 exons. The record is from RefSeq and is a predicted model, not a curated record.